AGGGAAGUUACUACAAGAAAUUGUUAGAACAGUUUCAAGUACAUUGAACAAGAGACUCUUGCGUGUUCCUAACAAGUUAGUUGGAAUCCAAUCUCACAUCGAAGAAAUGUUGAGGCUAUUAGAUAUUAAAUCUGGCAACAGAAAAGUUGUGGGGAUCCACGGCCUUGGUGGCAUUGGAAAGACAACAAUCGCAAGGGUUGUCUACAAUAAAGUCCUUAGUCAAUUUGAAGGAUGUACAUUUAUUGAAAAUGUUCGAGAGAAUGCUGAAAAAUACGGGAUUCACUAUUUGCAAAACCAACUUAUCAAAGAUAUCCUGAAAGAAGAAAAUCCAGAUAUUACUGAUGUGGAUGUUGGAAUUAAAGUGAUCCAGCAAAAAUUCUGCAAAAAAAAAGUUCUUGUUGUCCUUGAUGAUGUAAAUCAAGAUAUUCAAGCAAAGUCUUUGAUUGGGGACCGUGAAUGGUUUGGUAUCGGAAGUAAGAUCAUUAUCACAACCAUAAAUAAGGAUAUUUUAAUUGCUCAAAAAACAGAUGUGAUUUAUGAACCCAACGUAAUGACUAUGGAUGAUUCUCUCAAACUUUUUAGUCAUUAUGCAUUCAGAAGGGACCGUCCUCAAGAAGAGUAUUUGGAUCUCUCAGAGGCUAUAACAAAAACCACUAAAGGACUUCCCUUGACUCUUCAAGUCGUAGGUUCAUCUUUAUUUAAAAAGGAAAAAUCAGUAUGGAAAGGCAUGUUGAAGAAGUUGAAAACUAUCCCCAAUAACGAUGUUAUGAGAAGCUUGAAAAUAAGUUACGAUGGAUUAGAAGAUGCUCACCAACAAAUGUUUCUGGAUACUGCUUGUUUUUUUAUCGGAAUGGAUAAAGAUAUUGCAUAUCAUAUAUGGGAAGGAUGUGGUUUUUCUCCUCAAGUAGGGCUUGAUGUUCUUUGUGUAAAGUCUUUGGUAACGAUUACUGAAGAUGGUAAGCUAAGGAUGCAUGAUAUGCUUCAAGAUCUUGGAAGAGACAUUGUUCAUCAAGAGAGCAUAAAAAAUCCAGGGGAGCGUAGUCGAAUAUGGUCUCAAGAAGAAAUAUCGGAAGUACUGGUUAAACAUAUGGGAACAAGUAAUUGUGAAGGACUCACUACUGACUUCAGCCGACUCAUUAUUGACUUCAGUAGUCGAUCAAAGAGCCAAUGUUUGAUGAGCGAAGCGUUUGCUGCAAUGACUGAACUAAGAUUACUGAAAGUCGAUUAUGCACAAUUUUCUGGGAGCUUCACUAAUUCUUUUUCAAAACUGAGAUGGCUUAGUUGGAGAGGAUGCCCUGACCAAUAUGCGCUAACAAAUUUUUGUCCACAAAAACUGGCUGUUCUUGAUCUAUCAUAUAGUGAGAUCACAGAUAAUUGGAUAAUUUGGAACUGCAUCAAGAUGGCAAUAAAUUUAAAAGUUCUAAGUCUCCCAUCUUGUCAUCAACUAUCUAGUAUUCCAGAUGUUUCAGCAAAUCAACUGUUGGAGGUAUUAAUUCUAAAAGACUGUGAAAAGUUGGUUCAGAUAGACACAUCCAUUGGUUAUCUCAGGAACUUAAUCACAUUAGAUAUGAGUGGCUGCUGGAGAUUAGAGCAUCUCCCAAUUGAAAUUUGUCAGUUGACUUCUCUUGAGACACUCAAUUUACGGAGAUGCAACAAUCUAGAUAAGCUACCAGAUGAUUUGGCUUGCAUGACCUCCUUGACAACACUUGAUGUUAGUCAAUGCAGUAAACUUAAAUUGCUUCCAAAUCUCCCUUCUACUUUAAAAUCUUUUCAUGCUUCUGAUUGCGUAUCAUUUAUAUCAAUCCCAAUGCUUUCAAGCUUAGAAAAUCUAGAGAAAUUGCACCUUCGAGGAUGCAAGAAACUUGUAGACAUCUCAGGUCUUCCCUCAGGUUUGACCAACCUUGAUUUUAGUAAUUGCAUUUCAAUUCGAGACAUCUCAAGUCUUCCUUCAAGUUUGACCAGCCUUGAUGUUCGUUUCUGCACUUCAAUUCGAGACUUCUCAGGUCUUCCCUCAAGUUUGACCAGCCUUGAUGUUAGCCACUCUUAUAUCAGAGACAUCUCAGGUCUUCCCUCAGGUUUGACCAAGCUUGUUAUGAGUCACUGCGCGUCAAUUCGAGACAUCUCAGGACUUCCCUCACGUUUGACCAGUCUUGACGUUAGUCAUUGUUCAAUUCAAGACAUCUCAGGUCUUCCCUCAAGUUUGACCAAUCUUGAUGUUAGUCACUCUUACAUUCGAGACAUCUCAGGUCUUCCCUCAGGUUUGACAAACCUUAAUGUUAGUCAUUGCUCUUUCAUUCGAGACAUUUCAGGUCUUCCAUCAAGUUUGACCAGUCUUGACAUUAGUUAUUGUUCAAUUCAAGACAUCUCAACUUUUCCCCCGAGUUUGACCAGCCUUGAUGCUAGGAACUGCUCUUCAAUUCGAUACAUGUCAGGUCUUCCCUCAAGUUUGACCAACCUUGAUGUUAGCCACUGCUCUUCAAUUCAAGACAUCUCAGGUCUUCUCUCAAGUUUGACUUACCUACAUGCUGAGCAUUGCAUUUCACUGGUAAAACUAUCAAGUGCAUCAAGAGGGUUCAGAAAUUUAAAGACAUUAUGUCUUGAUAGUUGUAGGAGCCUAGAAGAAAUUGAAGGUGCCAACGAGAAAUUGGACUCUCUAGUGGUCUUCAACAUUGAUUGGUGCGGAUCAUUAAAAAAAUUACCAAAACUGAGGGGCUCGAAAAAUCUAAUGACUUUAAAGCUGGAAUGGAAUGACACCAUAUCCGAUUUUGAAGGCGAGGGGAUGGACUCACUAGAGGUGUUGGAGAUAAAGAAUUGCAGAUCAUUAAGAAAAAUACCAAAUCUGCAAGAUUCAAAAAGGCUGAGGAAGCUACAAAUAAAAAAUUGUCGGGAUUUAUCUGAGAUUGAGCGCCUUGAAGACUAUGAAUCCUUAGAAAAAUUAUCAAUUCAUGGGGCCGGAUCAUUAAAAACAUUACCAGAUAUCUCAACCUUGAAGAACCUAAGCUAUUUAGGAAUCAGUGGGUGUUACUCGAUGGAAAGAUUACCGGAUCUUUCAAACUUAAAGAAGUUGUGGCAAUUAGAGAUUGAAAAUUGUGGAAGGCUAUCUGAGAUUCCAGGCAUUGACAAAUUGGAGUCCUUGCGAAUAUUGAAAAUAGCACAAUGCAAAUCCAUUCAACGACUUCAAAAUCUCUCGAACUUAAGACAUUUAAAGGAGCUAAAAGCUAAUGACUGCGAGAAGCUAACUGAGAUUCAAGCUGAUAGUGGAUUGGAAUCUUUGGAACUCUUGGAUGCUAGGGGGUGUAUAUCAUUGGAAAAAUUACCAGAUCUGACCAACUCACAGAAUUUGUUGGAACUAAAUGGUGUACCAUGGCAACCACAGACCUCUACCGAUAACAGGUAGAACUCUUAAUUGAUGUUGGCUGACCAAAAUUUCAAACAAAUUAUCAUAUCGUUCUACAUGACAAUUUUAUUCAAGUUGGGUUUUGUUCCAAGGUUGGUACUCUAUGUUGUCCUUGGAGUUGGCUUGCAAUUUGCAUCAAGGUAUUCACCAAGGACAUCAAUGUUCU
This is a messenger RNA of Macadamia integrifolia, 3563 nucleotides long. RefSeq names its product disease resistance protein RUN1-like. Lineage: Eukaryota; Viridiplantae; Streptophyta; Magnoliopsida; Proteales; Proteaceae. The record is from RefSeq and is a predicted model, not a curated record. Gene Ontology annotation, molecular function: protein binding; ADP binding. Bases 107 to 3397 code for a protein of 1096 amino acids. The transcript is spliced from 4 exons. Gene Ontology annotation, biological process: defense response.